ACCAAAAGAAUUUCAGUGUUUUUGUGUCAUUAUUUCCCAUCUCUUUGUUAAGUUCUGUUGUUGUUUAGUAGAGAGGAAAUAAUAUGCAAAGUAAGAUUUUAGAAAAAGAAGAUGAAGGAGGAAGAAGCAAGAAGAAGGAGGGUGAAAGUGGAAUAAUAAUGGAAGUGAAAGUUUUAGAAGUGGACAAAAUGGAGUUUUGGCCAUUGCAACAUCCUUUGGAACCUGAUGAUGAAGAUCAUCCUGUCAUUUGCCCAAUGCCCAACUCUACUUCCCUUCUUGAUGAAGGAACAAUGCAUAACGGCAAAAGGACACCAGAAAGCUGGAGGAAAAGAACAGAAGUUUCAAGAGAAAUAAAAGCCACGGCAGAGACAAGGCCGGUGCGGAAGCGGCACCACCGCACGCUCAGCCGACCCGACCACCUGAUGGCGGAAUGGCGCCACGACCGACCACCCAGAAUUUCACCAUCUACCAAAUGCUCCAACAGUUGGAUAAAUUUGAGUCUUGACAAUCACAACACAAAUUAAUGCAGUACACAAGUUAUAUAUAUGGUUAAAAUCUAUGGGGAAGAUUCUUGAGAUGCAAAUAUUUUGUUCAAUGUUUAGUUUCAUAUCUAUAUCUAUAUAUAUAUAUAUAUAAUUAAGUGUUGAGAUAUAAUGGUGUGCAUUAGAAGAAAUAUUUUG
Benincasa hispida (wax gourd) is the source of this 680-nucleotide messenger RNA. RefSeq lists its product as uncharacterized. The record is from RefSeq and is a predicted model, not a curated record. NCBI's taxonomy places the organism in Eukaryota, Viridiplantae, Streptophyta, Magnoliopsida, Cucurbitales, Cucurbitaceae.